AUGCAAAGGAAGGCGCUCCAUAAUUCUCCCUCUCCUCCCACCACUCCCGAAUGCAUCGCACAACGACGCUUGGUGGUGGCGGGCGGGGUUUUGACGACAGCGUUAGCAACCAAUAUGGAGACGGGAGCAGAUGCUGACUUGAUGACUUUACCGGAAUGCCAAACGCGGAGAUGCAAGGGAAUAAUUUACCUCCCACCCAUCGCCAUCAAUACUCUGCUUUCGCAAACACUACGCCGAUAUCGUCAACCGCGGCGUAUAAGAAAAGCUACUGUUGCUCAUAAUUUUUGUUCUCUUCUUUCUCGCUCAUCAGUGUUCGUAUUUUUCAUAGUCGUUUUCAUUUUCUUUCUUUGGUAUUUUCCCGUUACAUUCGUUUUCCAUUCUUCCUUUAUUUGUCUUUUCUUUCCCUUCUUUUCUUUCUUUAAUUCUAUUUUCUUUUUUUUUUAUUUUUCAUCUUUUCUUUCUCUAUUUUCUUCUUUCUUUUUCUUUUUUGGUUUCACUCUCUUUGCAUUUCCUCCUGUUCUUUAUUCUUACUUUCUUUCUUUCUUUCUUUCUUUCUUUCUUUCUUUCGUUCUUUCUUUCGUUCUUUCUUUCUUUCGUUCUUUCGUUCUUUCUUUCGUUCUUUCUUUCGUUCUUUCGUUCUUUCGUUCUUUCUUUCUUUCUUUCUUUCUUUCUUUCGUUCUUUCUUUCUUUCGUUCUUUCUUUCUUUCUUUCGUUCUUUCUUUCUUUCGUUCUUUCUUUCUUUCUUUUCUAUCUUCAUUUCUUUUACUUUUCUUCCUUUUUUUCUUUCCUUGA
Acanthosepion pharaonis is the source of this 792-nucleotide messenger RNA. Lineage: Eukaryota; Metazoa; Mollusca; Cephalopoda; Sepiida; Sepiidae. The record is from the annotation of a GenBank genome assembly.